Molecule: messenger RNA, 1605 nt
Organism: Lentinula edodes (shiitake mushroom)
Lineage: Eukaryota; Fungi; Basidiomycota; Agaricomycetes; Agaricales; Omphalotaceae
Exons: 1
Coding region: 90-1412 (440 amino acids)
Source: RefSeq, a predicted model, not a curated record
GAUAACAAGGUCUUCCUCCAACCACCACAACCAACUUGGACCACGACACAUAACAUUCGCCGCUAAUACACCCAAGACUUGCUUUUGCGAUGCAGGCUGCAUCGCAUGGGACCCGGCAAGUUCCUCGCCAUGUCUCCAAUGUGAUUCUUGGAACUGGACCCGGGAACAGAGCUAGAUCUAUACACACACCGGCGUUUGCUAGAUUCACCUACUCCGCCCCUGUAGGAGCUACAAAACGAAUUGCAUCUCAAGCUCGUACUAUCUUAUCUCGUUUUGUGGGCUAUCUUACUGCUCCGGGCCUCUCGGCCCAUUCACGCACUUUCCAACAAGCAGUUCGAGGCUCGGCUCCGGGACGUAUGAGCAGCAUCCAGGACCGGCUGUCAUUUUCCGCAAGAUAUGCUCUUUCACGUCCUGCUCAGCCGCUCUUCUUCCCACGUGGUCCCACAUUUGUGACCCGUUCAGUCAGUCAGGUAGGACUGGGCACCACCAGAAAUUUUACUUCCGGACGUUCUGUAUUCCAAAAUCUAGUUGAGAAUGUCCCGAUCACAGGCCGUGCUCUCUGGGAGGCGGAUUGGGAGGUUCGUAUGCAACAAGAAAGAGCCGCGAUGAAAAAGAUUUCGAAAGGUAAAGUCGCUCAGGUACAGCACAAGGAAAUGUUGAAAAGGAGAAGUGUCUUCGCACCCCUUCCCGUCCCGGAGCUAGUCCCAGAGUCAGUUUCGGAGAUGGAUCACUACUUUGCUUCUCCGAUUACUCCUCAAGUCUCCACUAUAUUGUUCAUACCCCUUGCGCCCACACCUAACCAACGUGUGCCUCUUCCUUAUGAUUUUCCUGAUCAUGUGACAUUGCUUCCUUUUCCUACCCUUGCAUCCAUUCAUAACUCACAUGAGCUGCACUCGUUACGUGUAUCUGCACUCUUUUCCCGACUCGAUGUCGCGAAAGUAUGGGAGAAAGGUGUAUUGUCCUCCGCUUAUUCUAAGCACGGUGGGGAAGAAGGUGUAUGUACCAUUCUGAAAAUCGAAUUUGUCGGUUGGACAAUGGCCGAAGUACGUAGUGUCAUCGGCGAAAGUGGUACUGGUUGGUGUGCGCUUGAGGAGGUUGUCACGGAAAUGCAGCCAGAGGAGGAGGAAGAUUCGUUCUCGGAUGCUUCGUCUGUUCUGUCUGCGAUCUCAGGAGGAGAAAGCAUGAGUUUGUCUUCUACCCACGAGCCAGCUAAAUCUCUCGUUUUACCAACGUUAGACUUCUCCUCGUCCUCUGUUCACCUUCCCAUGUCGCGUACCUAUGCCAACCACGAUAUGUUCUUGGAAACACAAUCGGAUCCUUGGGCAGAUUCGUCUUCGGACGACAGCUGGGUAGAUCACAGUCAUCUAGAAUUUAGCUCCGACUUCGUCAGUAGGCUUCAUAUGGACCAGUGAUGUUCGUCCCCAAGUGAUCAUCCUGUUUAAACAAAUCGUCUUCGCUCCACCAAAAAGAACAAAAAAAUGAUCAUCUUCCUGUACUCUCAUUAAUUGGUACCUUUGUGUAUUGCUCCUGCUCUUCCUUUUCUUUCCUUCGUGUAUAUCACAUAUAUGUCUUUCUCUAAUUGUAAUUGAAAACACGUCUUCAUUA